Molecule: messenger RNA, 702 nt
Organism: Prunus armeniaca (apricot)
Lineage: Eukaryota; Viridiplantae; Streptophyta; Magnoliopsida; Rosales; Rosaceae
Source: the annotation of a GenBank genome assembly
AUGGCAGACUCCUUAAGCAAAGCUGCUAGAAAGAAGUCCCAAGCCAGAGACAUCCAAAGAAUCGAUGAGUACUAUCCCGCAUGCUGUCAGAAGCAUCCCUUAGACCAGGGCAAUCUCCUCAGUCUGCCUUUUGCAGCAGCCCAGCCCAUUUGCUGCUGGAAGAAAAGAGGCCCCUACAAGGGACAAAUCAAUGAUGUAUUCAUAAGGAGAGCUUUGGUAGACACGGGUUCCUCUGUCAACAUAUUACCUCUGUCUGUGCUUACGGCAGCUGGUAUCCCAUUAUCUAAAAUUGUCCAAUCACAAACAAACAUCAGCGGUUUCAGGAAUAAGAGUGAAGUCACAGUCGGGCAACUGCAAGUAAAUUUGAAGGUUGGGCCAAUUCGGUCACUUACUAAGUUCUAUGUAGUGGAUGUGGAUGUGGCUUACCAUUCUUUGCUUGGAAGGCCAUGGCUCAACAAGCAUAAACUUGUGGUCUCUACCUAUCAACAAUGUGUAAAAGGAAGGAUUGGGAUGAGGCCCCUACGCAUACCUGGAAACCAAGCACCGUUCAACAAAGAUGAAGCUCACUACUCCGAGGCAGAAUUCUACACUGAAUGCACAGGUGCUGGAAGCAAUCCAUCCAAGGAUGUCGGGACCUACGUUCCUUCAUGGACUGAAAUUCGUGAUUUAAGCAAUGAGGAGCUCAUCACCAUUGUUGAUUGA